AGCACAUCCCUUGCAAUUGGCAGAUAUGUCGACCACUUUGCCUUACCAGGAGAGCUUAAGGGCUCCCGUUCAGGAUACAGGCCAUUCUAGUACAGUAUCCUCUCUUCAAGGAAAGGCCCCUGAUUCCGACUCCCACCAAAUUCCACCGCCUUCAUCAUCAGUAAUAGUGUACUCUCCUCGUCAAAUUCUGUUGCUCUAUGCAUCACCUCUCGUGAAGCCUCCGAUUGGCAUACCAGCGCUGAAGGAUUGGUUUGGGUAUGUGUGGCAAAUCUAGCUCAGUUAUCUGUGUGGCAUCAACGAUACACUUUUAGUUCGGAAAACGAACUUUGUGCGUCCAAGGAGGCAGAGCUGUCUGGCCCAGGUCAGAAUCAUACACGUGAAAGACGUACCUUCCGUAGAGAUGCUGAGGAGAGAGAAGCACUCAUACGACCUUCCAUCCGAGGGAAUCACAACCAGCAUGCACAGAUGGGUCACUUCAAACAUCAAUCCAUUCGCGGAAAUGAGUCUUUCCGAUCAAAGGACGUGGAAAAAGAGAAGACCCCAAAAGAAAAAGAUAAAGUCGAAGAAAGGGUCUCUCUGGUAGCCGAUCAGUCGGUUCGAGAACGACUAGUGGUAUUUCCCAACCGUUCAGCUCCAGGUCAAGCGCGUAACAAUGAUGGAGAUAUUACUCAUGGUUACGCGAUCAAAAGCAUGUCUAAGGACGAAAAUCAAC
Messenger RNA from Serpula lacrymans var. lacrymans S7.9, 712 nucleotides. RefSeq lists its product as uncharacterized. Bases 26 to 274 code for a protein of 82 amino acids. The record is from RefSeq and is a predicted model, not a curated record. The transcript has 4 exons. NCBI's taxonomy places the organism in Eukaryota, Fungi, Basidiomycota, Agaricomycetes, Boletales, Serpulaceae.